AUGAUGACCACCAAGGAUCUGGAAACAACUUGCCUUGUCGAUGACAGAGACACCAAGAGGUACUCCUCCUCUCCCAGCAGCAUAGAUCUACCAGAGAACCAUUCAGACAAAGAGAAUCACCAUGAGAAACAAGAAGCAUCUGGAUCUCGUUCGUUGCAUCACUGCCAUAACCACUCAAAGGCCUGUGAGAGCAGAAACACAGAGCACCAGCAGGCAAAGUGCAAACUCUAUCUGGCAUCAAUAUUCUGCCUCAUCUUCAUGACUGCUGAAAUCAUAGGUGGCCAAAUUGCAGGAAGUCUUGCUGUGAUCAUGGAUGCAGUCCAUGCUUUUGUGGACUUGAUGAGUUUCCUGAUCAUCAUCUUCUCUCUGCAGCUGUCAUCUAAACCACCUAGCAUGAGAUUAACGUAUGGAUGGCACAGAGCAGAAAUUCUUGGAGCUCUCCUAUCCAUCGUCAUUGUUUGGGCGACAACCGGUGUGUUGAUGUAUUUAGCCAUGAUGAGGCUGCUGCAUUCGCAUUACGAAAUUGAAGCUACCGUGAUGCUCUUUACGUCUGCCUCUGCAGUAAUAGUCAACAUAAUAUUAAGUCUGAUGUUGCACCAGACGGGACAUGGGAACAUUCACAAUGCCCAGCAGACCAGCAACCACAGAUCAGGCCUUGAGCCCAGGUCGGCCUCAGACAGUGUCAGUGUAAGAGCAGCUUUUGUCCGCGUCGUUGGAGAUCUCCUCCAGAGCAUUAGUGUGCUAAUUAGUGCACUCAUAAUAUUCUUUAAGCCAGAAUACAAAGUGGCUGACCCAAUCUGCACAUUUAUAUUUUCCAUUUUUAUUCUGGGAAUCACUGUCACUAUUUUAUGGGACAUUUUGCUUGUGUUGAUGGAAGGGACACCAAAGGGAUUUAUCUACAAUGCAGUCAGAGAGAGGAUUCUAGCAGUGGACAAAGUGGAGUCUGUCCACAACCUUCAUCUUUGGUCUCUCACAAUGAGCAAGACACUCCUAACAGCUCACAUUGUCACAGUGGAUGCAGCAGACAAACAGCAGAUUUUGAAAGACGUUACUGCAGUUCUGUUUGACACGUAUAAUUUCUACACAAUCACUCUUCAAAUUGAACCUGAAGCCGACCAGAAACCAGAAUGUAUCUUCUGUCAAGACCCAAAAGAUUAAAGUUAACAGGUUGUACAGUACAUCAGUCUUUUGAUGGGUCUAUUGUUGCUACCAAAUAUGCUAGAUGCACAGGGUUGGCCAAGCCGGACUGAACAGAAAACUAGGAAGCCUUAUUGUGGAUUGUGGUAUGCACAUUUCAUUUAUUUGGUGGCAGCUUCCAUGAAGAGAAGAACAGGGUACAACUAUAUGCAUGCUGCAUACAGGCAACAACAUAAUAAAUGCAGAUCUGGCAUGCUU
Messenger RNA from Hemicordylus capensis (graceful crag lizard), 1395 nucleotides. It is a transcript of the gene SLC30A8, whose product is annotated as solute carrier family 30 member 8. Bases 1 to 1158 code for a protein of 385 amino acids. The transcript is spliced from 8 exons. NCBI's taxonomy places the organism in Eukaryota, Metazoa, Chordata, Lepidosauria, Squamata, Cordylidae. Gene Ontology annotation, biological process: response to glucose; insulin secretion; zinc ion transmembrane transport. Gene Ontology annotation, molecular function: zinc ion transmembrane transporter activity. Gene Ontology annotation, cellular component: plasma membrane. The record is from RefSeq and is a predicted model, not a curated record.